UUGUUUUUUGCAUUUAGUCCAAACAGGCUAAAUUCAUGUGGACGUCUGCAUUCUCUUGCCAGAUGUCAAGUUAUUGUUGGCUUAAUCGUUUUGAUUUUGGCUGCUCUGGCGGAUUUUCUUAGUUCUAACGAAAGCGCUAUAAGGCUGGUGGCUUUGGUCGAAUGUUGUUCUGUUUAUUUUAUUGUCACUGGUGUAAUAGGAAUUCUUGGUGCUGCAAGUCACCGACAAAGUUUGUUAAUUGCGUUUAUGGUUAUGAGCAUUCAUGUAAUUAUGAUAUUUGUUCCAGCCAUAGUCAUCGUUUCAAGCUUUGACAUACAUUUUCAUCAGGCAGAAUGCUUUGCUCAAUGCGACUGGCAUCUUUUGGCAACCAGUCUGCCUAAAGACAGCAAGUGUCAGAUUCUUUGUGGUGCGAAUGUUACAGAUAACCAGCGAAGCCAAAUGUCGCGGUUAGGUACUGACUUUAAGUUAGACGCGGGUAUUAUAGCAGCAAGUAUUUUGGAGUUGAUAUUCGCUCUGGGAUCGGCCAUUUUAUGCGGUCGUAAACUAGGAGCUGUCUGUCGUCAGACGAACAAGGAUGAGGAAGUUCCAAUCAUGAACGUCAGUGCUUUGUGCUUUGUAGAAUUGGUUUCCGAUUAA
Messenger RNA from Enterobius vermicularis (human pinworm), 636 nucleotides. The record is from the annotation of a GenBank genome assembly. NCBI's taxonomy places the organism in Eukaryota, Metazoa, Nematoda, Chromadorea, Rhabditida, Oxyuridae.